CUUUCUUCACAAAACCAAUAAUUUCUCAAAUUCACAAUGGAAUCUAAACGACAUAACUCGAUGUCGAAAUCGAAGAUGUUACAGAAACAAAAACACCCAGAAAAUGCAAACCCUAACUUAACUAGUCCUAACCGAAAACCUUCCACAUCCAAAAUUCAGAAACUUUGCACAGUUUCUUCACCUAACAAAAUCCGAGACCGAAAAUUCGUGGUGGCCAAGAAGAAUUCCAAGCUUGAAAACCCAAAACCCGAAAACUUGAAAUCUGUUAAUUGUAAGUGUAAAGAAAGUAAAAGUAAAUCGGGUUCUAAAAAGUGUUUGUGUGUUGCUUAUGAUACUCUCAGGACUUCUCAAGACGAUUUUUCGAAUACUGAAAAAAAUGAGGCUAAUUCGGGAAUAACAGAAAAUUCAGAUGCAAAAUUGGGGGAAAUCGAAAAAGUGAGUGAAGUUGUGAAAAGAAGAAGGGAGAAAUUGAUGGAAGUGGCAAGGGAAAGUAUACCUGUAAAUGGGUGUGGUAGAGUUAUGCAUUUGGUCAAAGCUUUUGAGAAUGCUUUGACUUUACCCAAGUCGAAAAUGGAAGAUGAGGAAGAGAAUGAGGGAGGUGAAGAUGAGACGGUAAAGAUUCCGGUUUGGGAAUUGCCCGGAUUGAGACCUAGAGCUCCUGUGACUGAAUUCUCUUCUCCUGAGCUUUUACUCACUCGGGAAAGCUUGGGAUUGGAUUCGGGUGGUGGGUCUGGUUCUUCGGGCAGUGGUGGAAGUAAUUCGAAAAGGGAUUCUGGUGGUGGGAGCCGUAGCAGACGGAAUAGUUCUGAAUCGUCGUCGACUUUUGGUGGUAGCCGAGGGAAGAGAAGAACAAUUAAGGCUACUCCUCAACAACCCUUCAAGCUCAAAACCGAGCAAAGAGGAAAAUCCAAACAAGAAGAGUUCAUAAAGAAAGUACAGGACAUGAUGAUUGAGCAGGAAAAGCAGAGGAUUCGUGUUGCACAAGGUCUCCCAUGGACAACUGAUGAGCCACAGUGUUUGGCAAAACCACCUGUUAAAGAAAAGACUAUGCCAGUUGAUUUGGUGCUACAUAGCGACAUGAGGGCUGUAGAGCGUGCUGAGUUUGAUCAACAGAUGCAAGAAAAGCUAUCCUUUAUCGAGCAACUCAAACAGGAAAGAGAAAGGCAACAAAAGUUAGCAGAAGAGGAAGAACUAAGGAGGUUGAGGAAGGAGCUUGUGCCAAAGGCUCAACCUAUGCCCUAUUUUGACAGGCCUUUCAUCCCCAAAAGGUCAGAAAAGCAACCUACUUUGCCCAAAGAACCAAGGUUUCAUAACCCUCAGCAGCAGAAGACGUCUGGCGGUCACUAAGGGGAUCACUUCUUACUUAACUUUAGGUGUAUAUGAUGCAAUUAACCUGGUUGCAGUUUUUGGAAAAAAGAUGUCAAUUAUGGUACUUAUGUUUGUUAAGUUCUUUCUUGAACUUAUUUUUUCUAUUUGUUUAUUGGAUUGGAUUGGUAUGGAAAUGUGGGGGGUUCUUGUUGAGUUUGAAUAUAGAGUAAUAAGUAAUUGUAAUUCUUGGACCGGUCUUUGGUUAUUAAACCUGUAAAAAUCUUGGAAGUAUUGAAAAUUGACAUGUUUGUCUUGAUUCGCAGC
Messenger RNA from Erigeron canadensis, 1632 nucleotides. RefSeq lists its product as uncharacterized. Gene Ontology annotation, molecular function: microtubule binding; protein kinase activator activity. The record is from RefSeq and is a predicted model, not a curated record. The coding region runs from base 37 to 1347 and encodes 436 amino acids. Lineage: Eukaryota; Viridiplantae; Streptophyta; Magnoliopsida; Asterales; Asteraceae. Gene Ontology annotation, biological process: mitotic spindle assembly; regulation of mitotic spindle organization; activation of protein kinase activity. Gene Ontology annotation, cellular component: nuclear microtubule; mitotic spindle. The transcript is spliced from 7 exons.